AAGCUACUAACCAAACCAGCAAGAUGGACCGAAUGGCCUCCUCUCGUUUGUAAACUUUCUUAUGUUAUGUUUCUUAUGUACUGACUGUAAUGAAUAAAUAAGCUAUACAGCCACACACACGCAAAACACAGUCUAUUCACAAAACAGUGUAAACAUAUACUGUACAUUGAUUUUUGGUACCAUAUAGCUACAUUGGCUACCGCCAUACUGUAGUACUACGAUCAAAUUGGCAUCGAUAUACCCUUAGUAACCCGAUUAGUGGAAAUAGAAACUGUUUACAUGCUAAGUUUCGUUUUCCCACAGAGUACACCCAUGUUUGCAGCCAGUUUCGCUUACUAUAAUUCCACGUCAGAUCUGUUUAAGUUUCGUUUAUGUUGCCUGGCAAUUCACACCAGAAAGACGAAGUAUAAUUUGUAUUUAUAUCCUGCUUAAAUGAGUAUCAGACUUAAUUGCCUUUCAAACAUGGCUAGACGUCUGAACUGUAACUUCAGUCAGUGGAGUUCUCGAGUCUUUGCCGCAGAAUUUGACAGUAGAUGCGAUCCAGUCUAUUUCGCUUUAAGUGCGCAGACCCCAGCUGCGGAUGAGAAACAGAGCCUGCUUUUCCAGAAGCUUUUCAGUCAAGGAAAGGCUUUUUCUGUCCAUGCCAUUACAGAUGACAGAAUUCAAAGGGCAAGAUCGUAUUCUGACCUUCAGGGUAAACUUGUUUCUGCGUUACCAAAAAGCUGCAAUCUAUUGCAACUGAUAGCCUUUCAUCCAGACGUAAACAAUUCGCUGGUAAAGGGUUUUUUCAUUCAAGACGCACUCAACAAUGCCGAGACUGAAAACAUGCUCAAAGAUCUAGUUAAAAGCGAGGAAUUUCAUUUGUGCACCUAUGUCUCUUCUGAAGAUGGGAAGCUGUGGCAGCAGUGUGUGUGGUCACAAAGAGGCAAAGAGUGUACUGAGGUUGCUAAACACUACAUCACUGUCGCUGCAAAACCGGAAUACCAUCCCACUCUGCUGAACAUUAUUAACACGGUUGUGUACUACAGCUUCGAAGAUGCUUACAGGGUUUUGCAAGAGUGUAAGGAAUGUAUUCCUGAAUCCAAAGAAGUCUUGGAACUUGCAGAUCAGUGUAUGAAGAAUUCGACAAAGGGUCGUUUUCCUGUGAUAGUAAUAGAAGGACUGGAUGCAACCGGAAAAACUACAUUGACCCAGUCGCUACAAGAGAUUCUGAGAGGGGCUCUACUGAGGUCCCCACCAGGCUGUCUUUCUCAGUGGAGGGCUCGAUUCGAUGCUGAACCACCGCUCAUCAGAAGGGCUUUUUAUGCUUUGGGAAACUACAUCAGCGCAUGUGACAUAGCACGAGAAUCUGCAAAGUCUCCUGUUAUAGUUGAUAGGUACUGGCACAGUACUGCAGCCUACGCCAUUGCGACGGAGGUCGGGGGGACGCUGGAGAGCCUGCCCUCCUCUCAUUCUGAAGUGUACCGGUGGCCCAGGGACCUGCUGACACCAGAUCUAGUGGUGCUGCUGACAGUGAGACCAGAGGAACGGGCCCGCCGUCUACUUGCACGGGGAGUGGAGAAGACAAGGGAGGAGGCAGAACUGGAGGCAAACAAUCUGUUCAGGCAAAAAGUGGAAGAGGCAUACCGGAGAAUACAAGAUCCUGCCUGUGUAGUAAUAGAUGCCAGUCCUUCAAAAGAAGAAGUUCUAAGUGAAGUCCUACUCUUAAUUCAAAAGCACUGUAAUUUGUAACAGACUGUCACCCCCUCCCCCUCGGCUACAGACUGAAGAACAGUGACCACUAGAUGGUGCCAGAGUGCUGUAAAUCUGAGUUGGUUUGCUAAGGCUAAUAUAGGUAAUAGGUUUUGCAGUAGCUCACUGCUUUUCAUGAAUAAGAGAGAGAGAAAGAGGGGGGCAUGGACUGAAGUAAUCCAUUCGGUCAGAGCAGUUCAAUACUCUAAAAUGGCUUCUAAAAAUGCAUACCAUUUACAUUUCAAGUUAGACAUAGAAGAAAAUGAUUCCUAUAUAUAAUUCAGUAUAUAAUAGUCUGCUAUACCUAACAUAUCAAAACAGUAUACUGGUCAAUAUACAGUUUAGGUAGGGGGUGGGUAUGUGCUGCUGGACAAUGAAACUGAGACAGAAGCAACUGCAGGUGUUUCAUGUCAUACACAAUGACUUGCUUCCUUGAGAUGAUAUUACCCACAGCGGAAGAAAGCAAACCUGCAGGAAUGGAGUUCAAACUGCCUUAAAUGACAUUCCAAGGAUGCAAGCCAUUGUGUAAAUAUAAAGCACACCUAUGACACAGGGUAAACAACCCUCUUCACCAUGGACUAGUGCUGUCUUCUCACCUGCCAAGUUUCAUUUCUCUUAUGAUGCAUCAUUUCACCUGGCACAUCACAUCAAUGCACUGGUACCAUCCUGCACUGUAGGUUGCAUGUUAGUAAAUGCAGUAUGUGGGACCAGUCUUUAUGGAAUAUCUGUGGUUUGUCACACCUAUUUCAAAACAAGAGAAUCUUCCUUACUUCAAAUUGGCAGGUCUUAGAUGCUGCAUGUCAACACUUCACUGCAAUUUGAAAGAAAUAGCCUGUUUAUCAUUUUUAUCAUAUCUGUAGGAAGAUUUUUUUUUUUUUAAUUUAGUUUGUUUACACAGAAACACCAAAUCAUUUUUUUCAAACUAAGCUGUUUCACAUGUAAAAUAUGUUUAUUGGAUUUUAAGUAGACCAUAGCUAUAUAAAAGGAAAAUGAUGAUAUAUAGUAUGAGUACAAUUAUUAUUCAUGACAAAUGCUUCUUUUGAGAUAUAUUGAAGAGGAGUGAUAUAUCCAUGUGAGAAGUAAAACAAAACAAACAAAAAUAAAGAUUCCAAUUGAA
Molecule: messenger RNA, 2848 nt
Organism: Acipenser ruthenus (sterlet)
Lineage: Eukaryota; Metazoa; Chordata; Actinopteri; Acipenseriformes; Acipenseridae
Gene: cmpk2
Product: cytidine monophosphate (UMP-CMP) kinase 2, mitochondrial
Exons: 5
Coding region: 433-1731 (432 amino acids)
Biological process (GO): dTDP biosynthetic process; dTTP biosynthetic process; dUDP biosynthetic process
Cellular component (GO): cytoplasm; mitochondrion
Molecular function (GO): dTMP kinase activity; ATP binding
Source: RefSeq, a predicted model, not a curated record